CAAUUCUACAUUAUGUAGAUAAGAUUAAAUUGUAGCGGGCACACAGCUUAUAUAAAGACCCACAGAUGAAAAUAAUAUGUGUUCAUCAGCCAUGAAAGGCUUCCUCAUCCUACUUCUCUCUGCAGCAUGUCUGCUGGCCUCUGAAGGUAAAAGAGUGAAAAUCAUAAAUGGAGAUGAAGCUACUCCUCACUCCAGACCCUACAUGGCUCUGAUAAUAUUUGAGACAGAAAUAGAUGAAAUGAUUUGCGGAGGAAGUUUGAUAACACCAAACUGGAUACUAACUGCAGGGCAUUGUCAAAAGCGAGGAAGUAUAGCAACCGUUGUUCUUGGGGGUCAUUCGAGAGAAGAAUAUGAAAAAGGGAUUCAGAAGUUUUACAUUUCCAGAUCUAUCCAACACCCAAAAUACAACAGCUCAACUUUAAAAAAUGACCUCCGUUUGAUCAGAUUGAGAGGUAAAGCGAGGCUGUGGAAAAAUAUUAAAUUGCUCCCUUUACCAGAAAAAUUUGAGCACAUAGAAGAAGGAACAGUCUGUGAAACAGCCGGAUGGGGACGGACAGAAAACAAAGUUGAAGCUCAAUCUCUGCGAGAAGUAAAUAUCACCAUUCUAAACCGAGAAACAUGUCAGAAACAUUGGAAUAAUAGAGUUGAAAUAACCAACAAUGUAAUAUGUACCAAAGUGGGUCCAAAGGGACAAGACACCUGCAUAGGAGACUCGGGUGGUCCGUUAAUUUGCAAUGGUGCAUUCACUGGAGUCACUUCAUUUGGGGAAAAUGUGUGUGGACGACCUAACGAUGCAUCCAUCUUCACCCGCCUGACUGAGGAAUACGUGAGCUGGAUAAAGAGCACAAUCGCUGCACACAUCUAGCUUCAUUAACAGCAAUAAAGCUAUUUGCAUAGAUUAUAUUCUGUGGUAAUCGUUGAUCUCCAUUCAAUUUAAUUUCCUAAAAUAGAAUACAGGGUGACAGCACAAAACAUAGCAAUCCUCUAAAAAUAAUCAUGUGAUUGGAACAUAAAGCAGGAUAUCUGCAGUGCAUAUUUUGUAAUGUCCUAAAUGCCAAAAUUCUUUAGUUUUUACUGUCUAAUGUCAAUAUACUAUGGAUGAAGCAAUUGAUGUAUAAUAUGAUGAAUAUAAUAUACUUAUAUACUGCA
This is a messenger RNA of Bufo bufo (common toad), 1149 nucleotides long. Its product is annotated as granzyme A-like. The transcript is spliced from 5 exons. The record is from RefSeq and is a predicted model, not a curated record. Gene Ontology annotation, biological process: proteolysis. Gene Ontology annotation, molecular function: serine-type endopeptidase activity. The coding region runs from base 77 to 865 and encodes 262 amino acids. Lineage: Eukaryota; Metazoa; Chordata; Amphibia; Anura; Bufonidae.